This is a messenger RNA of Danio aesculapii, 4307 nucleotides long. It is a transcript of the gene irf6, whose product is annotated as interferon regulatory factor 6. The record is from RefSeq and is a predicted model, not a curated record. Lineage: Eukaryota; Metazoa; Chordata; Actinopteri; Cypriniformes; Danionidae. The transcript has 8 exons. Gene Ontology annotation, biological process: regulation of transcription by RNA polymerase II; immune system process. The coding region runs from base 268 to 1743 and encodes 491 amino acids. Gene Ontology annotation, cellular component: nucleus. Gene Ontology annotation, molecular function: DNA-binding transcription factor activity, RNA polymerase II-specific; RNA polymerase II cis-regulatory region sequence-specific DNA binding; protein binding.
AAUGCCCGUGACGUCACCGCUGUACCUGAGUUUCGGCGGAGGGUGAAACUCUCGAGCAGAGAUUCAGACACACAUGAAACUCAGUUCACACAGUUUCACACGGACACACGGAUAUUCUGCGAGUCUUUUACCUCACCUGUGCUCGAAACACACCGACAUUAAACACGUUAAUCAUAAGAAAACCGUUCGUUUUGGCGGCAAAGGCCUCAGGAUUGCUGUUUUUUCCUGCUUUGACGCAAGCGCUUCCUGAAACACUCAGUCGGUGUGAUGUCGUCUCAUCCGCGCCGUGUGCGUCUGAAGCCCUGGCUGGUCUCUCAGGUGGACAAUGCCACAUUUCCUGGGCUGACCUGGCUGGACAGAGACGCCAAACGCUUCCAGAUCCCCUGGAAACAUGCAACACGACACACACCGCAGCAGGAGGAGGAGAACACCAUCUUUAAGGCUUGGGCAGUGGAGACGGGUAAGUAUCAGGAAGGAGUGGAUGAACCGGAUCCAGCUAAAUGGAAAGCGCAGCUCAGAUGUGCUUUAAACAAGAGUCGUGAGUUCAACCUCAUCUACGACGGCACUAAAGAGGUUCCUAUGAACCCGCUGAAGAUCUAUGAUGUGUGUGACAUCCCACAGACACCCAGCAACCCCGGUUCAGUUCCCACAUAUGAGACGGAUGGAGACGAAGACGACAUCCCGGACACUCCUGAACCACCUCCUCCAUAUGCAUCACACGGCAUGAGUGCGUCUCCUCUGGCUGCGGUUUGGACUCCUCCAGGCUCUGUGUCUCCUCUUCAGCCGUCCAGCUGUGCUCCUCCUCCUGCUCUUCCUCCUCCUCCUGCUCUUCCUCCUCCUGCUGCUGCUCCUCCGGCCACCGCCGCUCCUCCUGCUAAUGUUUGGCCCAAGAAGGAGCCAGAGGACGUGGAGAUGCAGCCGCCGCCCAUGGAGAUACAGACGCCCACCGCUCUCGACAACAUGUUCAUCACGCCGGAGACCUGGAUCAGCUCUCUGCCCAUGACUGAUCUGGAGGUGCAGUUCUACUACCGUGGUAAAGAGGUGUGUCCCCCAGUGAUUGUCAGUAACCCACAGGGCUGUCGUCUGUUUUACGGGGACCUGGGCCCCAUAGUGAACCAGGAGGAGCUGUUCGGCCCCGUGAGCCUUGAGCAGGUGCGCUUCCCGCCCACAGAGCACAUCGCUAACGAUAAGCAGCGCAUGUUCACGAGCCGGCUGCUGGACGUGAUGGACCGCGGGCUCAUCCUGGAGGUCAGCGGACAUGACAUCUACGCCGUGCGCCUCUGCCAGUGUAAGGUGUACUGGUCCGGUCCCUGCGCCCCCAACCCAAACGCUCCCAACCUGAUCGAGCGCCAGCAAAAGGUCAAGCUCUUCUGCCUCGAGUCCUUCCUCAGCGGGGUGAUCACUCAUCAGCGUGGUCAGUCUUCUGAAACUCCUCUGUAUGAUAUUCACUUGUGUUUCGGAGAGGAGUGGCCCGACGGUCGACCCAGAGAGCGCAAACUCAUCAUGGUGCAGGUGGUUCCAGUUGUGGCUCGUAUGAUCAGCGAGAUGUUCUCCGGCGACUGCACGCGCUCCUUCGACAGCGGCAGUGUGCGUCUGCAGAUCUCCAUCCCGGAUAUUAAAGACAACAUCGUGACGCACCUGAAGCAGCUCUACCGGCUCCUGCAGACGCACCAGGGGCCCGAGAACUGGCCACUGCCACCGGGGGCCGCCCUGCAGCUCUCAUCUGCCCUGCACACGCAGUAACGCUCAACACACACACGCUUUUAUACACGCUUCUGGGUCUCUGUGUGUGUUUCUCUGCAUGCGUGCGUGCGUGCGUAUGUUUGUGUGUGUGUGUGUUUGUAUAUGCAAUUGUGUUUGUGUGUUUGAGUGUGUGUGUGUUGGUUUUGUCUGUAUGUUUCGUUUGUUUGUGUGUGGUUUUUGUGUGUGUAUGUAUGCUUGAGUGUGUGUAUGUGUUGGUUUUUGUCUGUUUAUGUGUGUGUGUGUGUGUGUGUUUGAGUGUGUGUGUUGGUUUUUGUUUGUGUAUGUUUGUUUGUGUGUGUUUUGUGUGUGUGUUUGUGUGUCGACUUGAGCGUUGGUUUGUGUCUUUGUAUGUGUAUGUAUGCUUGAGUGUGUGUGUAUGUGUUGGUUUUUGUCUUUUUGUGUGUGUGUGUGUGUGUUUGUGUGUGUGUGUUUUGUAUAUGCAAUUGUGUGUGUGUGUUUUGUUUGUGUGUUUGAGUGUUUGUUGGUUUUGUCUUUGUUUCGUUUGUUUGUGUGUUUUGUGUAAGUGUAUGUAUGCUUGAGUGUGUGUGUUGGUUUUUGUCUGUUUAUGUGUGUGUUUUGUGUGUGUGUGUUUUGUGUGUGUGUGUGUGUGUAUGUUUGAGUGUGUGUGUUGGUUUUUGUCUGUGUGUGUUUUGUGUGUAUGUUUGUUUGUGUGUGUGUCAGCUUGAGUGUUGGUUUGUGUGUGUGUGUGUGUUUGUAUGCUUGAGUGUGUGUCUAUGUGUUGGUUUUUGUCUGUUUAUGUGUGUGUUUUGUGUGUGUGUAUAUUUGUGUGUAUGUUUGUGUGUGUAUGUCGGCUUGAGCAUUGGUUUGUGUGUGCGUGUGUUUGUUUGUGUGUGUAUGAAUGUGUGAGUGUGUGUGUGUAUGUGUUGGUUUUUGUCUGUUUAUGUGUGUGUGUUUGUGUGUGUGUUUUGUGUGUAUGUUUGUUUUUGUGUGUGUGUCGGCUUGAGCAUUGGUUUGUUUGUGUGUGUAUGUAUGCUUGAGUGUGUGUGUAUGUGUUGAUUUUUGUCUGUUUGUGUGUGUGUUUGUGUGUAUGUUUGUGUGUGUGUGUGUCAGCUUAAGCGUUGGUUUGUGUGUUUGUGUGUGUAUGUAUGCUUGAGUGUGUAUGUGUGUUGGUUUUUGUCUGUUUAUGUGUGUGUUUUGUGUGUAUGUUUGUGUGUGUUUUGUGUGUAUGUUUGUUUUUUGUGUGUGUGUCGGCUUGAGUGUUGGUUUGUUUGUGUGUGUAUGUAUGCUUGAGUGUGUGUGUAUGUGUUGAUUUUUGUCUGUUUAUGUGUGUGUUUUGUGUGUGUGUCAGCUUGAGCGUUGGUUUGUGUGUUUGUGUGUGUAUGUAUGCUUGAGUGUGUAUGUGUGUUGGUUUUUGUCUGUUUAUGUGUGUGUUUUGUGUGUAAGUUUUUGUGUGUGUGUUUUGUGUGUAUGUUUGUUUGUGUGUGUGCUUGUCAGCUUGAGCGAUGGUUUGUGUGAGUAUGUAUGUUUGAGUGUGUGUGUGUGUGUUUGUUUGUGUUUUGUAAAUGCAUUGUGCGUGUUGUGUAGAUGUGUGUGUCUGAUUGUGUGUGCCUGGGUUCAUGUGAGUGUAGGUUUGUGUAUGCUUGCGUGUGUGUGUUUUGUGUAUGCAUUGGUGUGUAUGUGUGUGUGUGUGUGUUUUUAUUUUGUGUAUGCAUUCGUUUGUGUGUAAACAUGUCAGUUUGAGUUGUGUGUGUGUGUGUGUGUGUUACUUUUAUACACGCUUUAGUGUUUUUACUGCAGACGUAUGUUACGCCAUUAUUAUCAUGCGCCACUUCUGUUUAUUCUCCUGCUUCCGCUGUGAGGAUCACGCCGUUCGUUUGUGUUUGUCUUUAUUUUAUAGCGUGUUCCUGUGUUUGAUGUGUUAGACUGUAGAUUUGUCCUGUAUUGUAUGGAUUCAUCAAUUUAAAUCAUAAUAAAAAAAGAAAAACAAAAGGGAAGUGUGUGUUUGUUUUUGCGGAGCUUUAUUUUAUAAAGCGGGUUUUAAAUAAAGGUAGGGAACACGUUACAGAAGAAUAUACAGGGUGUCCGCGGGGUCUUAAUGUAUUAAAGGUUGAUUAAAUCAAUGAUCAGAAAAUAAAGGCCCUUAAAAGGUGGUUCCAGUAGGUCUUCAGCAGUAUUAGUGAUGAUUGGGAUGCAGAUCAACACAUGAUUCAUGGAAAAAAUCUACUUUCUGACACUUCCACAUGAUCAACUAGAAGUCCAGUUAUUUUUGUUGCUCUUAGCAAAGUCUUGUCUGGGAUCAAGACAAGACUUUAGUCAGGUAGUGUGUGUUUAUUUGAGUGUUGAUUUGUGUCUUGUGUUUCUAUUGCAGACAGUGUUGUGCCAUUAUUAUUUGUUUGAUGUAUAUAUUAUUUUCUUUAUUCUCCAUUUCCACCUGGGGAUACUUUUCCCGAGGCCCUCAGACUAUGCAGAGUCACUGAUUCGAUCCAAGACCAACGACGAGAUGAUCCCAAGGUUUCCAUAAUCCUGGACCAGGCCGUAUCCUGAGCAGCUACUGUGAUGGUCAUGGAGGAGUGGAGAACAUGAGACGCUCCAGAGACAGACGA